AUGUCUUCGCCGAGGUUUAAAAAGGAUAAAGAAAUAAUCGCGGACUACGAGAGUCAAGUGAAAGAAAUUCGGGCCCAGUUAGUGGAGCAACAGAAAUGCAUGGACCAGCAAACAGACAUGAGGGUACAGUUGCUGCAAGACCUUCAGGAUUUCUUCAGGAAGAAAGCAGAGAUUGAAAUGGAAUACUCCAGAAACCUUGAGAAACUGGCCGAACGCUUCAUGGCCAAGACUCGCUCCACGAAGGACCACCAGCAGUACAAAAAAGACCAGAAUCUGCUGUCGCCUGUCAACUGUUGGUACCUGCUGCUGAACCAGGUCAGGAGGGAGAGUAAGGACCACGCCACUCUGAGCGACAUCUACCUGAACAAUGUCAUCAUGAGGUUCAUGCAGAUUAGCGAGGACUCGACACGACUACUGAAGAAGAGCAAGGAAAUAGCAUUUCAGCUACAGGAAGACUUAAUGAAGGUCCUUAAUGAGCUAUACACAGUGAUGAAGACCUACCACAUGUAUCACUCAGAAAGCAUUAGUGCAGAGAGCAAACUGAAGGAGGCUGAGAAGCAGGAGGAGAAGCAAAUUGGCAGGGGAGAUCCAGUUUUCAGCAUCCGCAUGGAGGAUAAAUACCAGAAGCGCAACUCAGUGAAGAAGAUAGAGAAAAUGAAAGAAAAGCGUCAAGCCAAGUACUCUGAGAACAAAAUGAAGUCGAUCAAAGCACGGAAUGAGUACCUCCUGACAUUGGAAGCCACCAACUCAUCUGUUUUCAAAUACUACAUCCACGACCUGUCAGACCUAAUUGAUUGUUGUGAUUUGGGAUAUCAUGCCAGCCUGAAUCGAGCCUUGCGGACUUACCUGUCUGCUGAAUACAACCUUGAGACAUCUCGCCAUGAAGGUCUUGACAUCAUUGAGAAUGCAGUAGACAGUUUGGACCCGAGAAGUGACAGACAAAGGUUUAUGGAGCUGUUCCCUACGGCCUUCUGUCCACCUGCAAAAUUUGAGUUCCAGUCUCACAUGGGUGAUGAGGUGAGUCAGAUAACAGUGCAACCGCCAGUUAAUGGAGAGCUAAUACUAAGGUUCCAGCAACUGCAAUCUCGCCUGUCUACUCUGAAGAUUGAAAAUGAAGAGGUGAAAAAAACAUCAGAGGCCACACUCACCACUAUACAAGACAUGGUGACCAUUGAGGAUUAUGACGUCUCUGAGUGCUUUCACCAUAGCAGAUCCACUGAGUCUGUCCGGUCCACUGUGUCAGAAACAUACCUCAGCAAACCGAGCAUUGCAAAGAGGAGAGCAAACCAGCAGGAGACUGAGCAGUUUUACUUUAUGAAAUUCCGUGAGUUUCUGGAGGGCAGCAAUCUCAUCUCCAAACUGCAGGCCAAACAUGAUUUGCUGAAGAGGACGCUUGGUGAAGGCCACAGAGCUGACUACAUGACCACAAGACACCCCAAUGGGCUGUUCAAAACCCACACUGGCACCAGGCGGGCUAGACCCCGCUCUGUUUUUAAUGUUAAGUUAUUUAAUGGAAAUAUGGAGUCGUAUAUCAAGGAUUCUGGACAAGCUAUACCUCGCGUCGUUGAGAGCUGCAUUCGCUACAUAAAUUUGUAUGGCCUCCAGCAUCAAGGGAUAUUUCGAGUAUCUGGAUCCCAAUUGGAGGUCAAUGACAUUAAAAACUCAUUUGAAAGAGGAAACGAUCCACUGAUAGACGAUGAGAAUAAUCAUGACAUCAACUCUGUGGCGGGCGUGCUUAAACUCUACUUUCGAGGCCUGGAGAAUCCUCUUUUCCCUAAGGAGAGAUUCAAUGAACUGCUGUCCUGCAUCCGAAUAGAAAAUCUGUACGACAGAGCGUUGUACAUACGCAAGAUCCUCCUGACCAUUCCCAGAUCAGUCCUUGUUGUGAUGCGCUACCUUUUUGCCUUCCUGAACCACUUAUCUCAGUACAGCGACGAGAACAUGAUGGAUCCUUUCAACUUGGCGAUUUGCUUUGGCCCUACACUUAUGCCGACACCUGAGAGCCAGGACCAGGUCUCCUGCCAGGCCCAUGUCAAUGAGAUAAUCAAGACCAUCAUCAUUCACAAUGAGACAAUCUUUCCUGAUGCCAAAGAACUUGAUGGGCCAAUCUAUGAGAAGUGCAUGGCAGGAGGAGACUAUUGUGAAAGUCCCUACAGUGAGCAUGGAGUACUGGAGGAGGUUGACAAUGAGGGAGGCACAGAGACGCACACCAGUGAGGAUGAGGGUGAGCCUAUUGAAGCCAUUGCCAAGUUUGAUUACGUGGGGCGCUCUUCCAGAGAGUUGUCUUUCAAGAAGGGUGCCUCGCUGCUGCUCUACCAGCGGGCAUCGGAGGACUGGUGGGAAGGGCGCCACAACGGCAUUGACGGCCUUGUGCCACAUCAGUACAUUGUUGUCCAAGACAUAGAUGACAACUUCUCGGACACGCUGAGCCAGAAGGCUGACAGCGAGGCCAGCAGCGGUCAUGCCGGGGAGGAUAAAUGUUCAGGAAAAGACAUCAGUUUACCCAAUGACAACAGGAUUUCUGAGGCCUUCAUCACCAGCAGGCAGAGAAAACGAUCGGACCCUCCAACCCGCCGCCCCCCUGCGCGCCCCAGCGACAUCCACUGCAUGGUGCACCCCUCUCAGCAGGUCCAUCCCACACGUGGGGGCACCCCCGAAGCUGGCUCCCCAGUUCUCGGCCACUUCAACCCACGCGACAUGCUCCGGAGCCGCAACCAUUUGCCCACCGAUAGCCCCGAACACCGGCGCCGCACCGGCCACGGUAGUCUUACCAACAUCAGUCGGCAUGAAUCCCUGAAGAAGACUGAAAGUCCCCCCAUCCGCCGCUCCACCUCUUCGGGCCAGUACACGGGAUUUGUUGAAACCCACCACCAUCACCAUCAUCGCCACCUUCACGGCGGCAAAACCCUGGACCCGGAGACCAUCGCACAGGACAUCGAAGAAACCAUGAACACUGCUCUGAACGAGCUUCGGGAACUGGAGCGCCAGAGUUCGGCUAAGCAUGCUCCUGACGUGGUUCUGGACACGUUGGAACAGAGGCAAGCCCCAGGCAGCGGUGGGGGUCCCACGCCGGCCACCUCCAGUGAGUCUCUCGGUCCCCCCAUCCAUGGCGUCAAGUUAAGGUCCGCCGCAAGCACGGAGCCUCCAUUCCGUCGCAGCGCCGGCGACUGUGUGAGCACCUUCAAACCCGCAGUGGCCCCCCGCAUGGGCGUACAACUCAAGCCGCCCGCUUUGAGACCCAAACCAAUGGUCCUGCCCAAAACCAAUCAGGUUUCACAGCUGCCUGCGACAUCGCCUCAGGACCCUUUGGACAAAUCCUGCACCAUGUAA
Molecule: messenger RNA, 3330 nt
Organism: Nerophis lumbriciformis (worm pipefish)
Lineage: Eukaryota; Metazoa; Chordata; Actinopteri; Syngnathiformes; Syngnathidae
Source: RefSeq, a predicted model, not a curated record